Molecule: messenger RNA, 477 nt
Organism: Prunus armeniaca (apricot)
Lineage: Eukaryota; Viridiplantae; Streptophyta; Magnoliopsida; Rosales; Rosaceae
Source: the annotation of a GenBank genome assembly
AUGGAUGAGUGGGUUAAGGGUGGCUUGUCUCCAAUUAGACCUUCAUUUCAUAAGCGCCAACCAGGAAGACCCAAGAGAGUGAGGACAAGGGAGCCUGCUGAGGUUCAAGUACCAGCCUUAAACCUACCAAACCCGUUGCCUCCAGGUUACAUUGCUCCACCAGCAAAACUUAGAAGACUCUUCAUUAAAAUUAGAUGUGGAGCAUGUGGAAAAGAAUGCCACAAUCGAAGAGGAUGUGGAAGACAGGCUAAGGCAACCGAAAAUGGGAAUGUUGGCCAAAAUGAAGUUCAAGCAGCUGACAAUGGAAAUGCAUGCCAAAAUGAUAAUGCCCAACCCAAACUAAUGCUGCCUCAGCCCAAACUUACACUGCCCCAACUCAAACUUACACUGCCCCAACCCAAAUUCAAGUUAAUAGGGGCAGAGGAACAGGAAGAGGCGUAUGGAAUCCAGCUACAAGGGUGUCAUCUUCACAACUAG